This is a messenger RNA of Trichoderma atroviride IMI 206040, 369 nucleotides long. RefSeq lists its product as uncharacterized. The record is from RefSeq and is a predicted model, not a curated record. NCBI's taxonomy places the organism in Eukaryota, Fungi, Ascomycota, Sordariomycetes, Hypocreales, Hypocreaceae.
CAUUGCCUCUGCCUCUGCCACCUCCACUACUAUUUUGAACCGAUAUAAUAUUGGUCUAUUCUUCUGUUGACUCGACCGGAACACUCGUCGCCUUAUAUCCAUAUUCCUCCUCAGAUAUUUCACACCACAACAAUGCCUCUUACACACAACCUCCGUGCCAUCCGAGCCCCCGUCUUUCCUCUCGUGGCGGGACAGCAGAAUUUCUCACAGCCCUCGGCCAUGCCUGCCGGUAUCAUCAUGUUAGGGCCCAAGGUCCCUGGCACCAGAUGCCCAACCUGUGCCCAGCAAGGCAAAGAGGUUUGGGUCAUUCCUGGUCGAUGCUGCGGUUAUUGCGGCACUCCUUGCGACUCUGAGCAUCAUCAUGAAUAA